Manihot esculenta (cassava) is the source of this 1758-nucleotide messenger RNA. RefSeq lists its product as uncharacterized. Bases 504 to 1412 code for a protein of 302 amino acids. The record is from RefSeq and is a predicted model, not a curated record. NCBI's taxonomy places the organism in Eukaryota, Viridiplantae, Streptophyta, Magnoliopsida, Malpighiales, Euphorbiaceae. The transcript is spliced from 5 exons.
AUACUGGGCGGUACGAGAUUCAAAUUCCGUAGUGGAGGUGAAGGGGCAGAGAGAGAGAGAGACGGGUAUAAAUAUAUGCCCUCAUUUUCGUUUUGUUGUGUUUCUUCGCUUUUAAAACAGAGCAAGAGAGGUAGCAACUACUCAUAACAUUUCAAUACCUCUCUCAAAAUCUCCUCUCCCUUAAGCAAACCCAGCUAUAAAAACAGAAACGUCUGGAUCAGGACAUUGCCCCAAAGCAAAGGACACCCUCGUCAUUUCUUUAAGAUCCGCCCACCCUCUGCCUGCAACUACACAGAGAAAAGCAGAACCAAGCUAACUCAUUACUCUGCUUUACAAGACACUUGUGUUGGAAGACAAAGAGAAGCCAGACUCCUUUGUUUCUUUGUCUCUUUCUCUAUUUAUCCCUUUUAUUUAUAUUUACAGUGCAAAUCAACUCGCAUUUCCUUGCUUGCUUGCUAUUAGCUAAAAACUGGUAACAGUAGAAACCACUUAUUAAAGCGAUAAUGGAGAGGAGCACUCCGGUCAGAAAACCACACGCUUCUACUGCAGAUCUGCUCACUUGGCCUGAGAAUCCGCCGGCUGAUUCUCCCUCCGUCGGCUCCGCUCCUCGCUCUCACCAGCCUUCCGAUGGGAUCAGUAAGGUAGUGUUUGGAGGUCAAGUUACGGAUGAGGAGUUUGAAAGCUUAAACAAAAGGAAACCUUGUUCAGGGUAUAAAAUGAAGGAGAUGACUGGUAGUGGCAUUUUUGCAGCCAAUGGAGAAAAUGAUACAUCAGAGACCGGUGGGGCCACUCCCACACCAAAUAAUAAAACGGGAAUACGUAUGUACCAGCAAGCACUUGCUGGAAUCAGUCAUAUUUCAUUUGGAGAAGAAGAGAGCGUGUCACCCAAAAAACCUACUACUUUGCCUGAGAUGGCAAAGCAACGGGAACUAAGUGGGAACUUAGAAAGUGAAGCAGAGAGGCAGGCCAGGUUGCAGAAGCAGCUUUCUGAUGCCAAGUGCAAGGAGCUCAGUGGACAUGACAUCUUUGCACCUCCUCCGGAAAUUUUACCACGACCAACAACAGUGCGUGCUUUGGCAUUGAAAGAAAGCAUUCAAUUGGGAGAACCUGCUCCUCGAGAUGUACGCACUUCUGUCAAAGUUUCUAAUCCUGCUGGAGGUCGGAUGUCUAGUGAGGACCCUGUGAUGAAGACAGCAAAGAAAAUUUAUAAUCAGAAAUUCAACGACCUCUCAGGAAAUGGCAUAUUCAAGGGUGAUGUUACUCCAUCAUCUGCUGAGAAGCCCUUAAGUUUGGCAAAGUUGCAAGAGAUUAGUGGCAGCAACAUAUUCGCUGAUGGGAAGGUAGAGCAUCGAGACUACUUAGGUGGUGUACGCAAGCCUCCAGGCGGCGAGAGCAGCAUUGCCUUGGUUUAAUUUGUUAGGUCUAACUCAGUUAUCUCUCAUUCCUGUGUUUGGUUUUGUUUUAUUGCUAGAGUGGGGAUGUGGUAUUAUAUUAUUUGACCUUUCAUUGCGGGUUUUGGGAUUAUGUUUAGGCCUUAACAUGUCGUCUUGUACUGUGGACUGUUCUAAUUGGAUUUUAUGUCGAUAUUCUUGUGUCUUACAGUGGUUGUUUUAUCAAACUUUAUUGGGCAGUAAGUUGUCAUUGUAUUGUUUGAAUGCAUAUUUCUGGCCAUCAUGCUUGCGUAUUGUUUCAGCACUGUAUUUGCUCAAUUUGUAUUAUUAUCAUUUAUAAGAGAUGCACAGUUUGGUUUAUUGGUAA